GGAGGCGGACGCAGGCGGACCGGCGGGUACUGGGAGCUGAGCGGCAAGCAGUCCCCGCGGGUCUGUGAAGGAGGUCGGUGGCUUCAGCGGGCGCUAGGCAGCUGUAAGAAAAAAUAGAAAUCACUUUUGACUGUACUGAAUAGCAAAAAUUAAGUGAUUUACUCUACUCCACACCAUGGCACUAUCAUUCCGGAAGGACUUAGAAAAGUACAAGGACCUCGAUGAAGAUGAACUCCUUGGGAAUCUAUCAGAAGUAGAGCUGAAACAACUAGAAACUGUUCUGGAUGAUCUUGACCCUGAGAAUGCCCUUCUGCCUGCAGGAUUCCGGCAGAAGAACCAGACAUCAAAGUCUGCCACAGGGCCAUUCGAUAGAGAACACCUCCUUUCAUACCUGGAGAAGGAAGCUUUGGAGCAUAAGGACAGGGAAGACUAUGUGCCCUACACUGGAGAAAAAAAAGGGAAAAUAUUUAUCCCUAAGCAGAAACCUGUACAGACUUUUACAGAAGAAAAAGUAUCUCUUGAUCCAGAGUUAGAAGAAGCUUUGACAAGUGCUUCUGACACAGAAUUGUGUGACCUCGCAGCUAUUCUUGGGAUGCACAAUUUGAUAACGAAUACACAGUUCUGCAAUAUAGUGGGAAGUAGUAAUGGUGUUGACCAAGAACAUUUUUCAAAUGUGGUAAAAGGUGAAAAGAUCCUUCCAAUACUUGAUGAGCCCCCAAAUCCAACCAACGUUGAAGAGAGUUUAAAGAGAAUUAAAGAAGAUGAUGUUCGUCUUGUUGAAGUUAAUUUGAACAAUAUAAAGAAUAUCCCAAUUCCAACCUUAAAGGAUUUUGCAAAGGCUUUGGAAACCAACACCCAUGUGAAAUAUUUCAGUCUUGCGGCCACCCGAAGCAAUGACCCCGUUGCAGCUGCUUUUGCAGAUAUGCUAAGAGUGAACAAAAAUUUGAAGAGCUUAAAUAUGGAGUCCAACUUUAUUACAGGAGCUGGGAUUCUAGCACUGAUGGAUGCUCUGAGAGAUAAUGAAACCCUGGCUGAGCUCAAGAUUGACAAUCAGAGGCAGCAGCUGGGGACAGCUGUAGAAUUGGAAAUGGCCAAGAUGCUUGAGGAAAAUACCAAUAUCCUUAAAUUUGGAUAUCAGUUUACUCAACAGGGACCUCGAACCAGGGCAGCUAAUGCUAUAACAAAAAAUAAUGACUUAGUUCGCAAGAGGCGAGUUGAAGGAGACCACCAGUAAGUCCACCAGGUAUAAUCUGUGGGAGACUUUGAAGCUCACCAAGGCCUCCUGUUGUGAUGUCAGAUAAUAACAUUUUCCUGGGUAGAAGGGAAAAGACUGGAAAUCUUUUUUUUUUUUUAAACUACAUGUAUCUUUUCUAGUUUAAGUUGUUACCAAUUUUAAAUUGUAAAAUCAAUAGUAGAUAUUUUGUAUUCUAAAGCAGUAUUUCUACUUUCUACUAAAAUCAGUUUUAAUUUAGCUUAAUUAAAUGGUUUAUGUUAAGUCUUGGGUUAAAAAAAACACAAUUGUACAGAGUUUAGAAAGUCAUUUAUGUAUUAUGAACAUUUUUAAGAAACAAUCUUUUUUAAGUCAAAAAAGGGACAUUGCCGAUGUCAGAAUUGCUGUUGCACCUCUUAGGUACAAGGCACAUCAAAACUUUCCUUAUUCAUGGCAUGGACACUUUUUCCAUGGUUCAGAACACAUAAACUUGGCAAGACUGUGUCUUUUGUUACUAGCAAAGCAAACGCCAGCAUUUUAAAACAGGCUACUCAAAAUCUAGUCGUGUUUUGGACCAAAGCCGA
This is a messenger RNA of Sus scrofa (pig), 1794 nucleotides long. RefSeq names its product tropomodulin 3 (gene TMOD3). Gene Ontology annotation, cellular component: striated muscle thin filament; myofibril; cytoskeleton. Lineage: Eukaryota; Metazoa; Chordata; Mammalia; Artiodactyla; Suidae. Gene Ontology annotation, biological process: actin filament organization; myofibril assembly; muscle contraction. The record is from RefSeq and is marked provisional. Gene Ontology annotation, molecular function: tropomyosin binding.